This is a messenger RNA of Leucoraja erinaceus (little skate), 4405 nucleotides long. It is a transcript of the gene slc25a38b, whose product is annotated as solute carrier family 25 member 38b. Gene Ontology annotation, cellular component: mitochondrion; mitochondrial inner membrane. The coding region runs from base 391 to 1251 and encodes 286 amino acids. The transcript has 9 exons. Lineage: Eukaryota; Metazoa; Chordata; Chondrichthyes; Rajiformes; Rajidae. The record is from RefSeq and is a predicted model, not a curated record. Gene Ontology annotation, biological process: glycine import into mitochondrion. Gene Ontology annotation, molecular function: glycine transmembrane transporter activity.
UGGAACCGGUUGUAUCCACUGGGCGGGCGCGAGCGAGCGAGUGGAUACAUUGGGCUCAGGCGAUACAAUCUUUGAUACAAAGUGUUCCAGCGCCGCGGCCACAGACAGCUGAGGGGCAGCGACUCGUCCCGACCUAGACCACCAGCAAACCCCGCUCCUCCUGGACCGGAUCGCACCUCCUGGACCGGAUCGCAGCCCGGGAUCAGCAGCAGCAGCAGCAGCAACUCAUCCCGGGACCGGAGCUCUCAUCCCAUCUGAGAUCACAUCCAGGAGCUGAGAUCUGAUCCCAUCCCUGGACUAGGAAGUGAACCAGAACCAGAACCAGGAAGUCCAAGUCAGCGGGAGCUGAGGACGUUGAUCCGGGAUCGAGUCCUGAGGAAGAAAGAGAAGAUGGAAGUUUUUCUGUGUCACCCGGUGCUGAAGGCCUUCAUGUGCGGCUCUCUGAGUGGGACCUGCUCCACGCUGCUCUUCCAGCCCCUUGACCUGGUGAAGACUCGCCUACAGACCGUGCAGAGCUCCGUCAAUGGAUCUGGGCGAGUUGGAAUGAUCACCAUUUUGCUGAAUGUUAUUCGCACAGAGAGAAUCAUCGGAUUGUGGAAAGGUGUCUCUCCGUCGUUUGUCCGAUGCAUCCCUGGUGUUGGCAUUUACUUCAGCACGCUCUACUCCACCAAGCAGCACUUCUUCAGCGAGAGGAGCCCCUCGGCACUGGAGUCGGUGGCUUUAGGCGCCAGUGCUCGCACAGUAGCGGGCGUCUGCAUGUUGCCCGUAACCGUGGUGAAGACGCGAUACGAGAGUGGGAAGUUUCAGUACGAAAGCGUGUUCAGUGCUUUGAGAAAUAUCUACAAGACUGAGGGCGCGCGGGCACUGUUCAGCGGGCUGACGGCCACACUCCUCCGCGAUGCCCCCUUCUCUGGGAUUUACCUCAUGUUCUACACACAGACCAAGCAAGCAGUACCCGAAGACCGGUACCAGACGCCAAUUCUCCCUCUGAUCAACUUCGGCUGUGGCAUCUUUGCGGGCAUUUUGGCUUCCUUGGUGACGCAGCCAGCAGAUGUGGUGAAGACACACAUGCAGCUCUCUCCCGAAAAGCAUCGGCAAGUUAGACACACCAUCGUCUUCAUCUUUGAGAACCACGGCUUGGUGGGGUUUUUCCGCGGCGCCGUUCCUCGAUCGUUGCGCCGAUCCCUCAUGGCGGCCAUGGCCUGGACGGUCUACGAACAGAUGAUGACCAAGCUGGGCCUCAAGUCGUGAAGAGCCCAGCAGUUAAAGGAAAGAACCGUUGGAUAAUGGAGAGAAGGGACUAUCUCACUGGAGUUUUGUGUGCUGAGACUUCAAAUGGCUUGCGGCCUUUCGAGCGUGAACAGUGGUACUUUAUCUAUGGUUAAAAAACAAAAAACUGGCUUCAUAGCAGAGUGAAGUUUACGCAGUGUUUCCACGGGGCCAGCGAAUUCCUGGCAGAAGUGCACAUUUCUCCGUAACUUUGAACUCUGCGCUGUUCCACUGAUGUUAUGUAACAGCCAGGAUGCACCUGCUUGUAACUGGACCCUGCCCGAUCUUUUCCCGAUUAGCUUGUGUUCCUCAGGGCUGUUGGCCUUGAGAUGGUGGAAACCAAACAGCAGGUUGUUAAACUACUCCAGGCAUAAACACUUGGCCGAGGCUGAGCUUGUUACUCCUGCUGAUUGUGGCAAAGCCCAGUUAACCACAGAGUGGAGGAGAGACUUCACCUUGCGUGUGUGAGACAACACACACACACACACACACAGCGCAGCGUGGAAACCUUCACAACGCUUGCCAUAUUAAACAAUUGCACGUUAUUAAAGAAUAAAUGUGUGUGAAUACGCUGCCUCCUGCCACCCCAAGCUAUCCGGAUCAGAACAAACCUGGUCCACAGUGUGAGAUGGACCGUCAAUGGGAUGGCUACAGGUGUCUUCUCCUCCCCUGAUCUGUGAAAGACAAGAGGGGGGGGGGAAAUGAACCUCGGUUUCCUGCAAAUUGUCCUUCUGCGGUCGCCUGCAUGUGUGUCGCUUGUGAUUCCCACCAAAGUUGAAUUGUCUGCAUGUCUUCCCAGCUUGAUCAUGAAGAAUGGGACAGUGAAGCUUGCUCUGACUGGGGGAGUUGGAGAUGUAGGUAUGGCAGCCUGAAGAAGGGUCUCGACCCCCCCCCCCCCGACAUCGCCCAUUCCUUCUCUCCAGAGAUGCUGCCUGUCCCGCUGAGUCACUCCAGCUUUAUGUGUUCCCACUCCACCUUCCUUCCUCCCCCUCACUUCCUUGCCCCAUCCAGUUGCACGCCCAUCUCUCCCUCUACCUCGCUCUCCUUUUCCCCUGUCCCCUUCCACCGAUAUCCCUUCCUCGAGCCUCGAAUUUAAUUCUUCUUCUCACAAUCUUACAUCCUUUUUGUCUCCUUUAUAUCUCCCGCCUUUAGAGUUAUUGAGUGAUACAGUGUUGACACAGGCCCUUCGGCCCAACUUGCCCACACCGGCCAACAUGUCCCAGUUACACUCGUCCCACCUGCCUGCCUUUGGUCCAUAUCCCUCCAAACUAUCUUAUCCACGUACUUUGUCGUCUACUACGUCCAUCUGAUGAUCAAAAGCCUCCCUCACCCGUACCCACCUAUCACUUGCUGCCAGGCCUUGUCCCUCUUCCAGCUUUCUCCCCCCACCCCACUCCCAUCAGUCUGAAGGGUCCUGACCUAAAAACAUCACCUGUCCAUGUCCUCCAGAGAUGCCGCCAGACCAACUGAGUUUCUACCGCAGAUGGUGUAUUUUUCUCUGCUUUUAUUAGAAGUCUGAUUUAUGUAUCUUCCAAUGGUGUAUUCUUAUUGCGGCAUAAUUAAUCUCAGUUCGUGUUUGCCUACUUAUGAGUUGACACCAACUAUCAUUAUGCUGACUGGAAAGUGUUAAAAAUGUUUGGAAAGAGAGACGUGUAGUUAUAAUCUCCCUGUGAGACAUUUACCACAGUUAAUAGACUUUAGGAUGUUAUGCAAUCGACUGUGUUAGCUGUAAUGUCCCAGUAUGACGCAGAAUGAAUGCUUCUUUGAACAGGAAUCGGCUUCAUCUGGCGUGGUGCCAGUGCUGGUUACUGGCACAAAGGUGAGGUGCCUGCAGCGAGGGUGGGAGUGUUGGGAUGAGCUCAGCUUUCUAGUACUGUUGAUCGGAAGGUGUGUACUGGAGUGGGGUUUGCAGAGUAACACAGCCAGUGAGGGGCUCUGUGUAUGGGGGGGGGAAUGUUGGAGGAUCUUGCCAGGCGCUUCUUCUUGCGUAUGGCGUGCACAGCCUACAGUUAGAGGACAACUUGUUCUAUUUGAUUGUGCAUGCCGGGUUGAUUGCAUUCGUCGAAGCAGGGCGGACCACGUGAAGGUUGCAAUCUCCCACCCCCUUGCCAUGCUUUGUUGACAGCAUUGUAGCAGGAAAGGGCUAAUGGAGAUGUUUGAGCUGCUAUUAGCUACAGUCCAGUAUUGAGCUUUAAAGCUGUGAUCUUCCUGCCAAGUACCAUGUUAUCUCAUGAACCUGCCCAGUCCAAUCCACCGUUGCCCAGGCAGUUCCAGCUGUUCUAUGCUUCUUGCUUUCAGAGCGAAUCAAUGGGUCAGGUUGACAGGAAUGGGCUGUUUCUGGUGUUGUUGCCUCAUGAACUGGGGUCAUCAAACUUGUGAUCUCUGGCUGUUCCUGGGAAAUCUGUAUUGAACUUUUUUUUCUAUGCUGCCACACAAUGCUCCCAAACACCCCUUUACUGGAAAAAAAAAGCUUCAUGAGAAAUAAGUUGUAGAUGGAUCUGAAGAAGGGUCUCAACCCGAAACGUCACCCAUUCCUUCUAUCCAGAGAUGCUGCCUGUCCCGCUGAGUUACUCCAGCAUUUUGUGUCUUGUCUUUGGUGUAAACUAGCACCUGCAGUUGCUUCCCACACAAGUUGUAGGUUUUAAGUUUUUAAAUUCUUGUUUAAUACUAACAAAGCUGUUAUACCAACCCUAGGUAUUGUUAUCAUGCAGCCUGAAUAUGUGGUUUAUUCCGGGGGGUGGUUGCUAAAUCUCCUCCCUUUCUGCAGCCCAAUGUUCCCGAGCUAGCCUGGCCCAUCCAAGUAUCAUUCAAGUGGGCUCAGUGCUGCGUGGAGACAUAAUUGGGGUCCCAUACCCGAGUCUUGGUGAUCUCCAAGAGGCUGCUGCAGAGAUCAUUGCCUUGAUGCACUCAAUCUAAGCCUGAUCACUCCCCAAGCAUACCUAUAACUCGGCUUUUUUUUAAAACUGAUUAUUAAUUUUAAUGUUCAACAUGAAAUGUUCCAAUGUUGAAUGGAACCACCAGUAUAAUGUUGAAUGAUUCUAUGUGCCUGUGAUGCUGCUGCAAGCAAGAUUUUCAUUGUACCUGGCUGUACCUCACUAUACUUGUGCAUAGGACAAUAAACAUGACCUGACAAAAA